Molecule: messenger RNA, 1997 nt
Organism: Vombatus ursinus (common wombat)
Lineage: Eukaryota; Metazoa; Chordata; Mammalia; Diprotodontia; Vombatidae
Gene: CCN1
Product: cellular communication network factor 1
Exons: 5
Coding region: 304-1452 (382 amino acids)
Biological process (GO): signal transduction
Cellular component (GO): extracellular region
Molecular function (GO): protein binding
Source: RefSeq, a predicted model, not a curated record
GAAUCUCCCCCGAACGCGUGCUGGGUGACCUCGGCAGCUGCAAAUAGACCGCAGCGGCCACUCUCGCUGCGCCUCCGAUCUCCGAGGAAGAAGUCGCGCCCACUGCCAGAUCGUUGAGCCCUCUCUCUAGAGGCAGAUCCAGACCCCAGCACCAGCCUUCAAGUCCGGGCUCAAGAGUUCUCAGACUCUGCCCGAAGUUAGCCUUGCGUGUUUCUCUUUUUCUUUUCUUUUCUUUUCUUUUUCUUCUUCUUCUUUUUUUUUUUUGUUGCUGCAAUAGCACGAGGGCUAUUCCUGCGCCUAACAAUGAGCACCCAGGCAGCCAGAAUUCUCGCCUUUGUCGUCACCUUGUUCCAUUUAGCCAGACUGGCGCUCUCCACCUGCCCAGCCUCCUGCCAGUGUCCCCUCGAGGUACCCAAAUGUGCCCCAGGAGUGGGGCUGGUUCUGGACGGCUGUGGAUGCUGCAAGGUCUGUGCUAAACAGCUUAACGAAGACUGCAGUAAACUUCAGCCUUGCGACCACACCAAGGGUCUGGAAUGCAACUUCGGCGCCAGUUCCACGGCUCUGAAGGGAAUCUGCAGAGCCCAGUCCGAGGGAAGACCUUGUGAAUAUAACUCCAGAAUAUACCAGAACGGUGAAAGUUUUCAACCCAACUGUAAACACCAGUGCACAUGUAUCGACGGGGCGGUGGGGUGCAUUCCUCUGUGCCCACAAGAACUGGCUCUUCCCAAUUUGGGCUGCACCAACCCCCGGCUGGUCAAAGUGGCCGGACAGUGCUGUGAAGAAUGGGUGUGUGACGAUGACGUCGCCAAAGAUGCCCUGGAUGAGAUGGACGGUUUCAUGGGCAAGGGGCUUGGAAUAGGAGCCUCUGAAAUCGAACUCACCAGAAACAACGAGUUAAUUGCCAUCGGAAAAGGAGGCACACCUCUAAAACAACUUCCUGUUUUUGGAUCCGAGCCACGCAUCAUAUAUAACCUAUUCCAUAGCCAGAAAUGCAUUGUUCAAACAACUUCAUGGUCCCACUGCUCGAAGACUUGUGGAACGGGUGUCUCGACCAGAGUAACCAAUGACAACCCCCAAUGCCGCUUGGUUAAAGAAACCAGAAUCUGUGAAGUGCGCCCCUGUGGCCAGACAGCAUAUGGCACACUCAAGAAGGGAAAGAAAUGCAACAAAACGAGGAAAGCCGCCGAGCCUACCAAGUUUACCUUCGCAGGAUGCACCAGCCUUAAAAAGUACCGGCCCAAGUACUGCGGUAGCUGCGUAGAUGGGAGGUGCUGCACGCCCCAGCAGACCAGGACCGUCAAGGUCCGAUUCCGCUGCGAAGACGGGGAGUUGGUCACCAAGAACGUCAUGAUGAUCCAGUCUUGCAAAUGCGUCCACAACUGCCCACAUGCCAGCGAGGGCACUUUCCCAUUUUACAGGCUGUUCAAUGACAUUCACAAAUUUAGGGACUAAACGGCCCUUUGGGCCGGAGGGGGAAACUGAGGGGAGGCAGUGUCAGAAUCGGAAAUACCAAGACGCGUGGGGGUGGGUGGGAUGGGGGAGGGGGAAGGAACCCUAUUGUAGAAGUGACGCCUUGCUCAUUCUUGAGUCACCUUAAAGGUAUUUUUGAAACUUCCACGUGCACUGUGCAGAUGGACACUAAGGCAAACGAGAUUUGAGAAUACUUAAUGCUUCAUAGUAUUGGAGCACCUUUUUAUUGCUUCGUUUUGGAGCCUGUUAUGUCGACAACAUUCUGCUUUCUGUUUGUAAAUUAUUUGGUAAACAUAUCUCUCUCUCUCUCUAUGCCUUUUUAAAAAGAGAUGAUGUGAUUAGUGAGACACCUGAAGACUUUUUGACCCUUUUUCCAGAAGCAAAUUGGAGAAAUUUCCACCCUUCCCUGAUGUGGCACUCUGUGAGUGUAAGCCUGAGUGGCAGCUAUGAUGUACCAACUGCAUCUGAACUGCAAACAGAAACCAGCUGUUUUAAGACUGAAUGUUUUUAUUUAUCAAAAAAAAAAA